Corticium candelabrum is the source of this 953-nucleotide messenger RNA. RefSeq lists its product as uncharacterized. NCBI's taxonomy places the organism in Eukaryota, Metazoa, Porifera, Homoscleromorpha, Homosclerophorida, Plakinidae. Gene Ontology annotation, biological process: regulation of DNA-templated transcription. The transcript is spliced from 2 exons. The record is from RefSeq and is a predicted model, not a curated record. Bases 324 to 953 code for a protein of 209 amino acids. Gene Ontology annotation, molecular function: DNA binding.
ACUUUCAUGCUAUUAGUUCAUUAUGCUGUAACAAUACACCUUUCUAUCAAAGCAAAUUAGGCAUUACGCUAUCUGUGAUAUCCCAGAAUUGCAUACAUUCAUUGUUUGUUUUUCGUUCGUCUAUGCGACAUGGAAACCAAUUCAUUCACAGAGCGAUCUCCUGAGUUCGAUUCACGUUAUCUGAAGCUGUAAGGUCCAAUGUGAUUUGAUCACCAGUAGCCUGGAGUCUAUGCAUGCACUAAGCGCUGCUCUAUGACUGUGCUAGGCUACAAGAACAAUAUGAGUCGGGAAGCUCAUCAGAUAAAGUUCCAACGAAAGUGGUAAUGAACAGCGUCAACUGUAGCUUGUUGGCCGCCGCAAAGGCAACGCUGUCUUCUGUGGAUGUUGGCAAGCUAGUGCGCCUUGCCUUUGGAUCAACUGUAGAGAGAAAAAGCGCCAGAGUUCAUGGCUGCCGCUCAUACGUUUACUGCGGUAUCCGGAGAAAGAGUGAUGAUGAAGAAAGUCCAGCCAAACGUUCUUGCAUACAAGAGUCAUCAAAGGAUAUUACAUCACCGACCUCUGACCAUCUACUACGAAUUACACAAUUAGAAGCUGAGUUCAAACGUGAAAAGAAGCGCGGACAAGACUUGGAGGCUGAACUGCAACAAUCAAUUAUUGAGAGUCAAUCUAUCCAGUGGCAUCAAGUAGGUACAGAAAUUAACGCAGAGCUGAAUGCGCUACAGAGAGCUGGAGGAAUCAUGUCAACAGGUCCAGUUGAUGCAGCAGAUGCAUCUUCACUGACUGCAGACUUUAGUUUACAUAAUCUACACAGCCAAUUACUUACACACGCUCCCAAAAUUACAUCACUGCUUUCCUCGAUAGGCCAAACUGACACCACUACAGGACCAAAAGAUAUCUACAGCUUGGCAGCAGUCUGCUUACUAGCGAAGAAGGCAAGUGACAAGGGCAACUAG